AUGUCUCCCGCCAUUGCUCAAGCCGGUGCUGGCUCCGCCUCCAAGGAUGUCAAGAAGGAAUCCGCAACUGCUCGUCUGUUGGGUUCUGGAUCCGCUGGUAUUGCGGAGCUUUUGGUCUUCCAUCCGGUCGACACCACCGCCAAGCGUUUGAUGAGCAACCAGACCCGGAUCACGAACGCCGCCGGCUUCAACAAGGUUGUUUUCAAGGAAUAUGCGACGGCUUCCGUCGGUCGCAAAUUCACCUCCCUCUUCCCCGGUCUGGGAUACGCUGCCGGUUACAAGGUUCUCCAACGUAUCUACAAGUAUGGCGGUCAGCCUUUCGCCCGUGACUACUUGGCUAAGCACCAUGGCGCCGACUUUGACAAUGCUUUCGGAAAGGGAACUGGCAAGGCCAUCAUGCACGCCACUGCCGGAAGUUUGAUCGGUAUUGGAGAAAUCGUUCUUCUUCCUCUCGAUGUGCUGAAGAUCAAGCGUCAGACAAACCCCGAGGCUUUCCGCGGCCGUGGUUUGUUCAAGAUCAUCUCCGAUGAGGGCAUGGGUCUUUACCGUGGUGCCGGCUGGACUGCCGCCCGUAACGCCCCCGGUUCUUUUGCGCUUUUCGGUGGCUCGGCUUUCGCUAAGGAAUACAUCUACAGCCUGAAGGACUACAACUCGGCCACCUGGGGACAGAACUUUGUCGCCUCGAUCUGCGGUGCCAGUGCUUCCCUGGUCGUAUCGGCUCCUCUUGAUGUGAUCAAGACCCGUAUCCAGAACCGUAACUUCGAGAACCCCGAAUCCGGCUUCCGUAUUGUGUCCAAGAUGCUCAAGGACGAGGGCCCUACCAGCUUCUUCAAGGGACUGACACCCAAGCUGCUGAUGACCGGACCCAAGCUUGUUUUCAGCUUCUGGCUGGCUCAGACGUUGAUUCCUGCCUUCGGUCAGGUGGUUUAA
Messenger RNA from Aspergillus melleus, 930 nucleotides. RefSeq names its product putative mitochondrial GTP/GDP transporter Ggc1 (gene YHM1). Gene Ontology annotation, cellular component: mitochondrion. Bases 1 to 930 code for a protein of 309 amino acids. Gene Ontology annotation, molecular function: guanine nucleotide transmembrane transporter activity. The transcript is spliced from 7 exons. Lineage: Eukaryota; Fungi; Ascomycota; Eurotiomycetes; Eurotiales; Aspergillaceae. The record is from RefSeq and is a predicted model, not a curated record.